UGGAUCAUCGAUCCAAGACGGCAAAAACCUCGCUGGGAGUGUGGCCAUGCUUGGCCGCGGCCGUGCCAUAAUGCCGAGGCCAUCGGGCUCUUCGGCGCUGUUGAACUCCGUGAGAGCUCUGUAAGCACAUGCUAACUUUAGAUACAAAUCUUGGGGAUCUAUUACCCACAGCAUACAACAUACAAAGUUCCAAGUUUAAAAGCGCACUCAGACCCGGAGAACGAGUCGCGCCUCCCUUUUAAUUGUAAGGCUGGCUAAUCGAAAUAUAUUUUUUCUAUAUUCACCAUCAGGCCCUCAGUCCGCUCACUGAGCUCAGUCGGUCUCCUCCCAAGUCUACCUUUCAAGAUUCCGUGUCUCAGAGCGAGGACCUUUGCCACAUCAUCUAGUAGAAUCGGACCAUCCGCAUUACACACAGCAUCAUCAGCAUCAUCAUCAUCAUCUCCCCUCCGCCGCGCGCGAUUCGCGGCAAAGCGGCACAUUAUCGCGGGUGCUACGCUCCUCCUGACUGGCUCAUUCGUCGUCCCCGCCGCCCUGCUCUUGACCACCCGAACCAUGUCGUCGAAACUCAUCCCACCAAACCCGGACGAGGUCAUGGUCAUCCGCGACGUUACCCCCAACGUCGUCACCUUCUCGGUCCCCUUCCUCCGCUACGGCCGCUUCCCCAUCGGAGGCCGCGGCACCCUGGUCCGCCUCUCCUCCGGCGGCCUCGCCGUCUUCUCCCCCGUCGCCCUCACCGAGGCCGCCAAGGCCAAGGUCGCCUCCCUCGGCGGCGACGUGCGCUACCUCGUCGCUACCGACAUCGAGCACCACAUCUUCCUCUCCGACUGGGCCGCCGCCUACCCGAACGCCAAGCUCGUCGGGCCCGAGGGGCUCCCCGAGAAGCGGCGCAAGUCGAGCGACCCCAAGAUCGGCAAGGAGCCCUUCGCCACGGUCGUGACCAGGGAGAACGGCAGGGACGCCCGCGCCGUCGGCGACGACUUCGCCGCCGACUUCGACAUGGAGUACGUCCACGCGCACCCGAACAAGGAGCUCGUCUUCUUGUACCGGCCCGACAGGGUCCUGAUCGAGGCCGACCUCAUGUUCAACCUCCCCGCCGAGGAGCAGUACUCGCGCGUGCCCGAGAACCAGAAGCCCCGCGGCGGCUGGCUCGUCAGGAUGUUCAACAGCUUCCAGACGACCCACGGCGACGCCCUCGGCAUGAAGAGGUUCCUGUGGUACGUCGCCAGCAGCAGGGACCGCGGCGCCUUCAACGAGAGCGUCGCGAGGAUCGCCAAGUGGGAUUUCGACACCAUCAUUCCCUGCCACGGGGAGACCAUCAUCGGCGGUGGCAAGGCCCUGUUCGAGAAGGUGUUUGCAUGGCACCUAAAGGGGAAGGGGGCGAGGAAGUCAUAGUUUGGCGUGCCAACUUGAUUUCUUCGAAAGAGGGGGAAAAUAAAAAAAUAAAAAAUAAAAAAUAAAAAAGCAGACGAAUGAAGGAUGUUGGGAGUCCUUGAACAACCUAGCUGGGGCACGGGAGUCAAACGCCACACUACCUGCGCUGAUCACACCGGAAACUCUAUGUAUGUACGUACAAAGUUGGAGG
Thermothelomyces thermophilus ATCC 42464 is the source of this 1582-nucleotide messenger RNA. RefSeq lists its product as uncharacterized. Lineage: Eukaryota; Fungi; Ascomycota; Sordariomycetes; Sordariales; Chaetomiaceae. Bases 553 to 1392 code for a protein of 279 amino acids. The transcript has a single exon. The record is from RefSeq and is a predicted model, not a curated record.